Trichobilharzia szidati is the source of this 494-nucleotide messenger RNA. Lineage: Eukaryota; Metazoa; Platyhelminthes; Trematoda; Strigeidida; Schistosomatidae. The record is from the annotation of a GenBank genome assembly.
CCUUGAUAAGCGCUAAGUUUGAAACUCUAGGUUUUCGAUGUCGGUCGGUAUUCCAAUCAAAGUUUUGCACGACGCCGAGGGACAUGUUGUCACCCUAGAAACUGUCAGUGGUGUGGUUUUCCGUGGAAAACUUGUUGAGGCUGAAGACAAUAUGAAUGUCCAUAUGUGUGACCUAAUCAUGACGGCUCGUGACGGACACACUUCAAAUAUGCAACAGGUUUAUAUUCGUGGCAGUAAAAUUCGUUUCCUCAUCCUUCCAGAUAUGUUGAAAAAUUCUCCUAUGCUGAAACGCCCACAAGGUGCAAAGGGGUUGGGUACGGGCAGAGGUAAAAACGCGAUGUUAAGAGCAGGUGUUCGCGGUCGUUCAACUUUCGUUCGUGGUCGUGUAACUCCUUCAAGAGGCACUGGGAGAACUACCGGCAGAUUUUAAUUCUAUACAAUGUGCCAGUGUUGACUUUAAAGUUGUAAAUUCAUCAAUAUAUUUUUACAUUUGA